UUCCUCGGAUUCGUUCUCGAAACGUCCUCACAAUAUCGCCAGAUUUGAUCCAUUUCUUCCUCCAGCAGUUGCUGCAUACUCCUACAUAGCUAGACCGAUCUGUAUCGAUCGGCAGCCAUGGCGGCGUGCAGGGGCGGCGGCGCCCGGGACGUGGACCGGAUCAAGGGCCCCUGGAGCCCCGAGGAGGACGACGCGCUGCAGCGUCUGGUCGGCCGCCACGGCGCCCGCAACUGGUCCCUGAUCAGCAAGUCCAUCCCGGGCCGGUCCGGCAAGUCGUGCCGGCUCCGGUGGUGCAACCAGCUCUCCCCGCAGGUGGAGCACCGCCCCUUCACCCCCGACGAGGACGACGCCAUCCUCCGCGCGCACGCCCGCUUCGGCAACAAGUGGGCCACCAUCGCCAGGUUGCUGUCCGGCCGCACCGACAACGCCAUCAAGAACCACUGGAACUCAACGCUCAAGCGCAAGCACAGCUCCGCCUCGGAGCAUGGGUCCCCUGCUCGUGACGCGGCCGACGGCGACGACGGCCGGCCGCUGAAGCGGACCAGCAGCGACGGGGGCCACCACGCGGGGUCCCUCUGCUUCAGCCCCGGCAGCCCCUCUGGGUCCGACCUCAGCGACUCCAGCCACCAGAGCAUGCCCUCCGUCAUGCCGUCCGCUGCCGCCGCUCAGGCGUCGGCGCACGUGUACCGCCCGGUCGCGCGGACUGGCGGGGUCGUCAUGCUCCCGACGGCAGCGGCGCCUCCUCCCAUGCCAGAACCGGCGUCUCCGCCGCCGUCGCCAGCGACGUCCCUGUCGCUCUCGCUCUCCUUGCCCGGCCUGGAUGCACCCGAGGCAGCCCCGGUGGCGCCGCCCAUGGUACUUCAUCCUGUACAGUCCGCCGCUUCACCGUCUCAACAGAUGCCUCCGCCCAUGGCACCUCCUCAUCCUGCACAGCCCGCCGCCUCAGCGUUUCAUCAGAUGCCGCCGCCGCCGCCCAUGCCGUUCCAGCUGCAGCAGCCACCGAUGCCGCAGGCCCAGCCGCGGCAGGCCGGGGCCUUCAACGGGGAGUUCCUGUCGAUGAUGCAGGAGAUGAUCCGGAUCGAGGUCCGGAACUACAUGUCCGGCUUCGACCCCCGCUCGUCGCCCGCCGACGGCGUCCACGCCGCCAAGCGCAUGAUGAGCAUGGCCAAGAUCGAGUAGUGAGCACAAGCAUCACUAGCUCAGGAACAAGAUAAGUCUGCUCAAACUCUAGAGAGUCGAUGCACCGACCGACAAGAGAAGAAGAAACAGAGGCGGCAAGUGAAGAGAAGAACACGCAGCAGCUCGGCGUCCAGUCUAGAUCUUCCCAGCAAUAAUUCCUUAGCUCCUGGUCUUAUCUAGAGGUCUUUUUUUUUGGUUGGUUCACUUCCAUUCUUUUUCCUCCUCAAGCUCCAAGAUGUCCGUGGUAGCUCGUUCUCCGCAGAUCAGAUGAAGAAAACUUCAUCUACAAAUAAGCUAGGUCAAGAGUUCUUUUUUGUACAGAGGAAAACAAAUGAAAUGCGAAAGGGGAAAAAGAGCGGCCAACAAA
Molecule: messenger RNA, 1546 nt
Organism: Lolium rigidum
Lineage: Eukaryota; Viridiplantae; Streptophyta; Magnoliopsida; Poales; Poaceae
Product: transcription factor MYB44-like
Exons: 1
Coding region: 118-1179 (353 amino acids)
Biological process (GO): regulation of DNA-templated transcription
Cellular component (GO): nucleus
Molecular function (GO): DNA-binding transcription factor activity, RNA polymerase II-specific; RNA polymerase II cis-regulatory region sequence-specific DNA binding
Source: RefSeq, a predicted model, not a curated record